Closterium sp. Yama58-4 is the source of this 198-nucleotide messenger RNA. NCBI's taxonomy places the organism in Eukaryota, Viridiplantae, Streptophyta, Zygnematophyceae, Desmidiales, Closteriaceae. The record is from the annotation of a GenBank genome assembly.
GUUCUCGCGCAUCAAGGGCACGGGGGGGUGGCCAAGUUUGCCCCGGCGGCAGUGUCGAAGCUCAUCUGGGCCUUCUCCUCCACCGGCAGCACAAGGCUCAACUUCCACGACAACAACUUUGGAACUGCCAAGGUGGACUUUUCCUGCUGCAAUGCACCAUCCAGCGAGCCCUCUCCAGAUAUUGAUGCAGAGCUUUAG